Messenger RNA from Brassica napus (rape), 1171 nucleotides. RefSeq names its product xanthoxin dehydrogenase. The record is from RefSeq and is a predicted model, not a curated record. Gene Ontology annotation, cellular component: cytosol. The transcript is spliced from 2 exons. The annotation marks the transcript as partial. Gene Ontology annotation, molecular function: xanthoxin dehydrogenase (NAD+) activity. Gene Ontology annotation, biological process: abscisic acid biosynthetic process. NCBI's taxonomy places the organism in Eukaryota, Viridiplantae, Streptophyta, Magnoliopsida, Brassicales, Brassicaceae.
GACUCGGAUUUGUACAAAAACGUGUCAAACAAAGCUUAUCUAAUCAAAGCCACAGAGAGAGAUAGAGAGAGUAGAGAAGCAUUUGAGAAGGGUUUCAAAGCGGCGCAUAUUAAGGAGAAGAAGAGAGAAGAUCAGAAUCUAUCUAUCAUCAUCAUGUCAACUGAAAACAUUCAACAUUCUUCCCUCCCUUCUCAAAGGCUUUUGGGCAAAGUGGCAUUGAUAACCGGAGGAGCCACAGGGAUAGGCGAAAGCAUCGCUCGUCUCUUCCACAAGCACGGUGCCAAAGUCUGCAUCUUCGACGUCCAAGACGAUCUCGGAGACAAAGUACUCAAAACUCUGUUAGCCAACUCGGAGGAUGAUGAGUCAGCUUGUUUCAUCCACGGUGACGUCACACAAGAAGACGACAUCAGCAACGCUGUUGACUUCGCCGUCAAACGUUUCGGGACCCUCGACAUACUCAUCAACAACGCAGGAGUAAGCGGAGCACCCUGCCCCGACAUCCGCAACAACAGUUUAACCGAGUUCGAAACCGUCUUCAACGUCAACGUGAAAGGAGCUUUCCUAGGGAUGAAACACGCGGCGCGUGUGAUGAUCCCCGCCAAGAAAGGCUCCAUAGUCUCUUUAUGCAGCGUUGGUGGUGUUGUCGGAGGCGUCGGUCCGCACGCUUACGUCGGUUCCAAGCACGCGGUUCUAGGUUUGACUAGGAGCGUUGCGGCGGAGCUGGGACAGCAUGGGAUACGCGUGAACUGCGUUUCUCCUUACGCGGUUGCGACUAACCUCGCGUUGGCUCAUUUGCCUGAGGACGAGAGGAAUGAAGGCGUGGUCGCUGGUUUCAGGAGUUUCGCGGCUGCGAACGCGAAUCUGAAAGGUGUUGAGUUGACGGUUGAUGACGUGGCCAACGCGGUUUUGUUUCUUGCGAGUGAUGAGUCGCGGUACGUGAGUGGUGAUAAUCUGAUGGUUGAUGGUGGGUUUACUUGCACUAACCACUCCUUUAAAGUUUUUAGGUGAUCGUUUAUUUUUAAUGUGCUGAUGAAUGUUGUGUUAGUGUCAGUGUGUGUCGAAUAAUUUAGCUGUGGAGCUUAUUGUUGUGAUUUUGAUUUUUCUCUUUAUGAUUGCAUUUGUAGAGAGUUUUUACAAAAUCAUGGAAGAAUGUUAUUUGCUUUUAGAAUAA